AUCCCCGUGCAAUUACAGGAAAGGCGGCUGCGCGCACAGAGACGCACGUAUCUACAAGCAGUUCAACGAUUAAACUAUUUGAAGGGAACUUUUACACGGAUUGGCUUCUUAAUGUAAAAGGAAAUUGUGGGAAAUAACGUCAAAUGCAAACAAGCCGUGCAAGGUGCGUCGCCGGACAUUGAGGUGAUUUCUCUCAGCAUCUUCUCGGCAGGUUUCACUUGUUGAGCAUUACAGGACGAUGUCUUUCUGAGCAACAAGACACCAAUUCAAAGGCCUAUAUUAUAAAUACGCAAAAAGUCCCUGUUUCCACCAGCUGAGAGUGGGAUGAGCAGCAGGCGGCCAUGACGCAACUGUACUACAAGACGGACAACUCGUCCUACCGGGACCGCAUCCCGCUGCGCAUCGUGCGCGCCGAGCCGGAGCUGUCCCCGCUGGAGCGCUACUACCUGAGCGCCGUGGAGAAGGGCGACUACGCCACCGUCAAGCAGGCCCUCGAGGAGGCCGAGAUCUACUUCCGGAUCAACAUCAACUGCGUCGACUCGCUGGGGCGCACGGCGCUGCUGAUCGCCAUUGAGAACGAGAACCUGGAGAUCAUCGAGCUGCUGCUGAGCUAUAAUGUGUACGUGGGAGACGCCCUCCUGCACGCCAUCCGCAAGGAGGUGGUGGGCGCCGUGGAGCUGCUGAUAGACCACAAGAAACCCCGAGGAGAGAAGCAGGUUCCCCCUGCUCUGCUGAACAAGCAGCUGUCGGACUUCAGCCCCGACAUCACCCCGGUCAUCCUGGCCGCCCACACCAACAACUACGAGAUCAUCAAGAUGCUGGUGCAGAGGGGCGUGUCCAUCCCGCAGCCGCACGCCGUGCGCUGCAACUGCCGCGAGUGCAUGGCCAGCUCGGACGUGGACGGCCUGCGGCACUCGCGCUCCCGCCUCAACAUCUACCGCGCGUUGGCCAGCCCGUCCCUCAUCGCCCUGGCCAGCGAGGACCCCUUCCUCACCGCCUUCCAGCUGAGCGCCGAGCUGCACGAGCUCAGCACGGUGGAGAACGAGUUCAAGGCCGAGUACGAGGAGCUGUCCUACGCGUGCAAGCUGUUCGCCAAGGAGCUCCUGGACCAGACGCGCAGCUCCAGGGAGCUGGAGAUCAUCCUGAACUACCGCGACGACCUCAACCCCCUGCUGGACGAGAACGGCAACGACCUGGCCCGCCUGAAGCUGGCCAUCAAGUACUGCCAGAAGGAGUUUGUAGCCCAGCCCAACUGCCAACAGCUGCUAGCGUCGCGCUGGUACGACGAGCUGCCGGGCUGGCGCCGGCGCCACUGGGCGGUCAAGUCGGCCACCUGCGUCCUGAUCGGCCUCCUCUUCCCGCUCUUCUCCGUCUUGUACAUGCUGGCGCCCACGAGCCGCUACGGCCUGUUCAUCCGCAAGCCCUUCAUCAAGUUCAUCUGCCACACCGCGUCCUACCUCACCUUCCUCCUCCUCCUCAUCCUCGCCUCACAGCACAUCGUCUCCAACGACCCCAACCGCCAGGGGCCCCCGCCCACCCCCGUGGAGUGGAUGAUCCUGCCCUGGGUGGUCGGUUUCGUCUGGACAGAGAUCAAGCAGAUGUGGGACGGGGGUUUCCAUGACUACAUGAACGACUGGUGGAACCUCAUGGACUUCAUCAUGAACGCUCUUUACCUGGCCACUAUCUCCCUGAAGAUCGUCGCAUUCGCUAAGUACAGCGGAUGUACGACCCGGGACAGCUGGGAGAUGUGGCACCCCACCCUGGUGGCCGAGGCCCUCUUCGCCAUCGCCAACAUCUUCAGCUCCCUGCGACUCAUCUCCCUGUUCACCGCCAACUCCCACCUGGGCCCGCUGCAGAUCUCCCUGGGUCGCAUGCUGCUGGACAUCCUCAAGUUCCUCUUCAUCUACUGCCUGGUGCUGGUGGCCUUCGCCAACGGCCUGAACCAGCUCUACUUCUACUACGAGACCGACGGGGUCAAGAACUGCACGGGCAUCCGCUGCCCCGAUCAAAACAACGCCUUCUCCACGCUGUUUGAGACACUGCAGUCUCUGUUCUGGUCCGUGUUCGGCCUGGUCAACCUGUACGUCACCAACGUGAAGGCCGACCACGAGUUCACCGAGUUCGUGGGCGCCACCAUGUUCGGGACGUACAACAUCAUCUCCCUGGUGGUGCUGCUCAACAUGCUCAUCGCCAUGAUGAACAACUCCUACCAGAACAUCGCUGACCAUGCAGACAUUGAGUGGAAGUUUGCCAGAACUAAGCUGUGGAUGAGCUAUUUUGAAGAGGGCGGGACGUUGCCCUCUCCCUUCAACAUCAUCCCCAGUCCCAAAUCCAUCUUCUACCUCCUGGAGUGGUCCAAGAAACACAUGAUCAGGAGCAGCCGUCCCAGGCACCGGCAGACCAUCGGGACGUUGGGGAGGCGUGCAGCCGAAAACGUGAGACUAAACCACCAGUAUCAGGAGGUGCUCAGGAACUUGGUGAAGCGGUACGUAGCGGCCAUGAUCAGGGAUGCUAAGACGGAACAGGGGCUGACGGAGGAGAACUUCAAGGAGCUCAAGCAGGACAUCUCCAGCUUCCGCUACGAGGUGCUGGGCAUGAUGAAGGGGAGGCGCCACAGCAGCUGCCUCACCCCCGUGGCGCCCGCCUCGGGCCUGGUCGUCUCGGAGAACGCCUUCACCUACUGCCCCAACGUGGCGCACGCCGACUCCCACAAGAAGAUGAGCCUGUUCAACGUGGCGGCCUGCGUGCAGCGGCCGGGACGGGAGCACUGCUCCCGUCCCGGCGGGCUGCUCAACGGCACCGCCCUGCCGCCGCCGCGCAAGGCGAGGAAGGAGGUGGUGCUGUUGGUGGACAAGCACGGCGACCCGGCCCCGCACCCCAAACCCAAGCCCCUCGCCCCGGGUGGGGGUGACCGUGGCAUCGGGGGCGGUGCUCACCCCGGAGGUGGAGCCGGGGGAGCGGAACAGGUGGUGAAGGUGGAGGUGGAGGUCGCGCCCGAAGAGGUGACGGAGGAGGAGGUCUGGGAGAAUGAGAAUAAUCGCAAGGACAAGUGA
Messenger RNA from Gadus chalcogrammus (walleye pollock), 3053 nucleotides. It is a transcript of the gene trpc4b, whose product is annotated as transient receptor potential cation channel, subfamily C, member 4b. Gene Ontology annotation, biological process: calcium ion transmembrane transport; regulation of cytosolic calcium ion concentration; manganese ion transport. Gene Ontology annotation, molecular function: protein binding; inositol 1,4,5 trisphosphate binding; store-operated calcium channel activity. NCBI's taxonomy places the organism in Eukaryota, Metazoa, Chordata, Actinopteri, Gadiformes, Gadidae. Gene Ontology annotation, cellular component: cation channel complex; membrane. The coding region runs from base 342 to 3053 and encodes 903 amino acids. The record is from RefSeq and is a predicted model, not a curated record. The transcript is spliced from 11 exons.